AUGCUCGCCCGCAUCCACCUCGACCACGCCAGGCGGCGGGAGUUCAUGCGCAAGCUGCGCAAGAUGCUCAACCACCCGCCGUGCGAGAUCGUCGUCACCAUCCCCGGCAAGAUCACAGACCCCUUUCCCUCGCCCUCCCAAGCAGCCCUGUCUGGAGCAAUGGCGCCCCCGUCGUCCUGCAUCAGCAUCGGCUCCUGCAGCGACCUCGGCCAGCUGUACGACCGCAGCAACCGCGUCGAGGCCCUGACCCGCCUCGCGCAGCUGCAGACCCGCGACGGCCGCUGGGACUACAGCCCGGAACUUGCUGACCUCGUCCAGCGGUGGCGGCGCGGCCACAGCGAGGAGCUGGGCGCCGCGAUGGGCGGCGGGGAGGUCACGCUGAUCGUGGCGUUGGUGAUGGCGGACCUGUGCCAGGCCGUGUGGAUGUUCGGCGGUGGCGUUGAUGGCAGCAGCAACCUGCAGAUGCAGAAGGGGGCUAUGAGCCUGAAGCCGAGCGAGCAGGCCGCGCUGCGGAGUGCGAACCGCGAGUGGAUCCUAGGUGCCCUGGACCGGGCGAACAUGUCGUCGUCGGAGCAGAAGGAUGAUGAUGUCCAGUCGGGGCGCUUGAUAGUGGCAUGA
Messenger RNA from Phaeoacremonium minimum UCRPA7, 618 nucleotides. RefSeq lists its product as hypothetical. The transcript has a single exon. Lineage: Eukaryota; Fungi; Ascomycota; Sordariomycetes; Togniniales; Togniniaceae. Bases 1 to 618 code for a protein of 205 amino acids. The record is from RefSeq and is a predicted model, not a curated record.